AUAUUUUACGAAUGCAAAGCAGGAGAGUUAGAGAAAGAGGAUUGUGCCGGUGACAGACAAUGGAGCCGGCAAUGGGAGGGGGGGGGGGGGGGGGGAGGGGGAGGGUGACGUGGAAUUAUUAAUCAAGUUCUGAGAUUAUGACAGAGCUAUAAAUGUUGGGUGUGGGCUUCGUCUCAGCUCACAUCUCUUUAGAAGUAGGCCCAACAAACAGGUGAGAAGAUAGGAUCAAAAUAUCUAUCGACGAAAUUUACGAUGUUUCGUGUUUUAUGAUCUCUUCUCGGUAUAUGGACAUCAUCUCCUACUAUCAAUUUUGUCGACAAGGAAAGAGAAAGCUGUGCUUCUUCUGAUCUACCUUCUGCUCCUUCCCGAAGUAAAAAGUUCCUCUCUCUACCAUGGGAGUUAUCGACGAAGAUGACAUCGUCGUCAGCGGCAUAUCCGGACGUCUCCCGGAGUCGGGUAACCUAGAGGAAUUCUGGGAGCAUCUCAUGAACAAGGACAACCUUGUGACAAUUGAUGACAGAAGAUGGGAACCAGGAUUGUUUGGGCUGCCACCUCGCAAUGGAAAGCUGAAGGAUCUAUCCCGCUUCGAUGCCACCUACUUUGGAGUUCACGCCAAACAAGCUAACACCAUGGAUCCUCAACUAAGGAUCCUCCUGGAGGUUGCCUAUGAGGCCAUUGUAGAUGGAGGUAUUGAUCCGCAGUCUAUACGUGGGACCAAGACCGGUGUCUAUAUUGGAUGCAGUGUGGCAGAUGCAUCCGAGGCUUUUGGUAGUGAUGCCGACACAUUGGUGGGCUACAGUGUUACUGGUACUAACCGAGCCAUGCUGGCUAACAGGAUGUCAUAUUCCUUUGAUUUCAGAGGUCCAAGUUACUCUGUGGAUACAGCAUGUUCAUCAGGUUUCAUGGCCCUACACAAUGCCAUCCAGGACAUGCGACGAGGGGACUGUGAUGCAGCCAUUGUAGGAGCUAGCAACCUUCUGGUAAAACCCCAGAGCUCUGUGCAGUUUCUUAAGCUUGGUGUCCUAUCGCCAGAUGGACAGUCCAAAUCUUUUGACAGUUCCGGCAAUGGCUACUGUCGAUCAGAAGGCAUAGUGGCACUGUACAUCACAAGGAAAUCAGUUUGUAAGAGAGCAUAUGGAAGUCUGGUUCACUCUGGCACCAAUACAGAUGGAUACAAAGAACAAGGAGUGACCUAUCCAUCAGGGGAUGUCCAACAGAGUCUCCUUCGACAAUUGUAUGGUGAGGCGCAGAUCAACAUUGAUGAAGUGGAGUACUUUGAGGCUCAUGGCACAGGAACCAAGGUUGGUGAUCCUGAAGAGACUAAUGGCAUAGCUGCAGUCUUCUGUCAGGACCGUACUCCAAGUAAGCCACUCUUGAUUGGCUCUGUCAAGUCCAACAUGGGCCACAGCGAGCCCACAUCUGGUCUUGCUGCUCUCGCCAAGGUCCUGUGGGCAUUCAAUAAAGGGAUCAUCCCACCCAACAUCCACUUCAAUGAACCACACCCUGACAUCUCUGCAUUAAAGGAUGGGCGGAUGAAGGUAGUUACUGAACCCACCCCUUAUAAUGGAGGCUACGUUGGCGUCAGCUCCUUUGGGUUUGGUGGAUCCAAUGUCCAUGUCAUAGUGAAACCCUUCGAAAAGUCCAAGAAAGUGGAAAUGACAGGGUCAACACCACGCCUUGUCCUCUGUGCUUCCCGCACUGAAGAAGGUGUCCAAGAACAGAUCAGCCACCUUGAGAAGAACCAGGAGAGUGUAGAACUGCAGAGUCUGUAUGACCAGAUUGCGAAUGCACCACUCAAUGGCAUGCCUUAUAGGGGUUACACAUUGAUUGGGUCAGAGCAAAGGUCAGAGGUCAAGCAAGUGUCACCACCAGAAAGGAGACCCAUAUGGUAUGUGUUUUCAGGCAUGGGCUCUCAGUGGGCAGGUAUGGGCAAGGAUCUGAUGGUCCUGGAGCCUUUUAGAGAGACCAUUGACUACCUUCAUGAUGUCCUCAAAAAGGAAGAUGAAUCUAUGAACCUCAAAGGCAUCAUCCUGGAAGGGAGGGAAGAACUUCUACAGUCUACCAUCAACUCCUUUUCAGCCAUCGCCAGCAUCCAUGUCGCCUUGGUCAAUUGUCUUAAGGCUAUUGGAAUUGAACCUGAUGGCAUGAUUGGACAUUCUGUUGGUGAGCUUGGCUGUGGCUAUGCAGACGAGAGUCUCACAGCCGAAGAGACUGUUCUUGCUGCAUACUGGAGAGGGCGCUGUGUUAUGGAGGCUGAGCUUCCUCCAGGGGCAAUGGCAGCUAUUGGCUUGACAUGGGAAGAGACAAAACAGAGAGUUCCUCCUGGAGUGGUUCCAGCCUGUCACAAUGCUGAAGACACCGUCACCAUCUCAGGAGACAGAGAAUCGGUGGAGAAGUUUGUUGCAGAGCUGCAGGAGGAGGGUAUCUUUGCUAGGUCUGUGAACAGUGCCAACGUGGCCUUCCACUCCCCUCACAUGGUACAGAUUGCACCCAUACUACUAGAAGCACUGGAACGGGUCAUCACCAACCAUCGGCCUCCAUCCAACCGCUGGAUCAGCACCUCAAUGACCUCUCCGUCAGAUGACCUUUGCCCUCCGCCCUCUGACAUGUCGUUGGCUGCCUACCAGGUCAACAACCUGGUCAGUCCAGUGCUCUUCAGGGAAGGCCUGGCCAAGAUUCCAGACAAUGCUGUUACCAUUGAGAUUGCUCCUCAUUGUUUGCUGCAGGCAAUCUUGAAGAGAACCCUUUCAAGCAAGGUUGAGUUCCUUAGCCUCAUGAACCGCAAGAAAACCAACAACCUUGAUUUCUUCCUCACAAACCUUGGUAAGCUCUACACCUGUGGGAUCGAUGUGAAUCUGGAGAGCUUGUACCCUGCGGUAGACUUUCCAGUAUCUGUUAGCACGCCCUCUAUCGCUCCUGCCAUCAGAUGGGAUCAUUCCCAAGAAUGGGAUAUCCCAAGGGUAGAGGACUUCCUGAAGCAGGGGGGUAACAGCCCAACUGUGACAAAAUUUACAAUCGAUGUGUCUCCUGAGUCAGAGGACAGUUUCAUCAAGGAUCAUUGCAUCGAUGGACGCGUACUGUACCCCGCCACCGGGUAUCUGUGCCUUGCUUGGCGUGCUUUGGCUAGGAUGAAGAAUACCAUGCCCAAUCUUAUGCCGGUAGAGUUCAAAGACAUCACCAUACACCAGGCAACCAUUGUACCCAAAACAGGUACCAUCGACCUGGAGGUCCGCAUUGCUCCAGGCUCAAACUCCUUUGAGGUAGGCGACGGAGAUCAGCUGGCUGUAUCUGGUAAGAUCUUCAUCCCGGAUUCUCCUCUUGCAGAAAGAGCUCCUGCAGGAGGCUCUGCCUUGGCUGGAUCCAUUGUCUUGGAGAAAGGCGAUGUCUACAAGGAGUUGAGACUCAGAGGGUAUGAGUAUGGUCCAGAGUUCCAGGGUAUCAUCAAAGUCAAAGAUGAUGGAAGUGAAGGCACCCUUGCGUGGUCCGGUAAUUGGGUGAGUUUCACAGAUACCAUGCUCCAAGUUACCAUUCUCAACCGUCAGAGAGGAAUCCGAUGUCUCCGCCUACCAACCCGCAUCAGACGCAUCUUGAUCAACCCCACCCUUGUGGAUGUGGAAGUUGAUGAAAUGCAAGAGAUGAAGGUUACUGUUGACAAAUUCACAGACACCUGCAGAGCUGGAGGUGUGGAAAUCUCAGGUCUCCAUGCCACAGUGGCGCCAAAGAGACAUGCACAACAUGCACCCCCUCUUGUAGAGGACUUCAGCUUCGUGCCCUAUAAUGAAGACAACCUUCAGUCCAAAGAUAGCAUCCUCAAGGAAUAUAGCAGUGUCUGCGGAAGGUAUGCCCAGAAAGUCCUGAAGGUGACCAGGAAGAAGUUCGUUGCAGCUGGGAUUGAAUUCCCAUUCAGAGAUGUAAAUCAGGAUGUCUGCUGCACCUUCAGUGAGGAUGAGCUGAAGCCAUUCUUGGAGAAACUGGAGUACAGUUACUUGAAGGCACUACAGAAGAUUGUCCAGCUUGAGACAAAGGAUAGCAUUUUGAAGGACGUCUUGGAGAUUCUUGAAGAGGGUUGCAGAGAUGAUGUUCUAAUGCGAGGACUUGUUCAAGGGAAGCACUUCAAGAAUGCCUUGGAUGUUGUUUGGGAGAACACAAGAUCAUUGAAGAUGAAACUGCUCGAGAUUGGAGCCCUAUCAGGCAAGCUCUACCCAAGAGCCAUCUCUUGCCUGCACUCACAACCCACAACUGAGCUUGACUUUUCCAUUGCUGAAGCAGAGAAAAUGAAGCUGGAUGAAGCCUCUGAUGAACUUGAGGCAAUGCACAUCAAAAGCCACCUAUGGGACAUUGCAACAACACCCACAAAUGGACUGAUGGGAUCUGAUCUGAUCCUUGUAGAUGGACUGACCAGACAGACCUCUAAUCUGAAGGAUGCAUUGUCCAACAUCCAUGCAGCGCUCAGGGAUGAUGGGUUCGUUUUACUUCAUGACAUCACCUGCAACCAAUCACCAUCUGGUGUCAAUGUCUUGCCCUUUGACUCUCGCACCGUCAUCUCUGAACAGGAGUACAUUCUGGCUCUCAAGAAUCAUGGCUUUGAGGUCAUUUCGGUAAAGAGCAGUGGGCUCUUGACCACUCUAUUCCUCUGCCGCAAGGUGGCCACCAGCAUCACCAAUGACCCAUCCCCAUUCAUAUUAAACAUUGAUGAUGAGACCUACUCUUGGGUGACUGACCUACAGGAAAAGAUGUUAGAGUAUGAGGAAAAGCCUUCAAAAGAGAACAUCUGGCUCCUUUCUGACAGAGCCUAUCACAGCGGCAUUGUGGGAAUGACGAACUGCCUCAAACAGGAACAAGGAGGUGAAAGAGUAAGGUGUAUAUUCAAUGCAACCCCAGAGUCUUCAUCUCUUGACUUGAGCCAGUUGGACAGACACACAAGACAAAUCUUCAGUCAAGACCUCGUUAUGAAUGUUUUCAAGGAUGGACAAUGGGGAUCGUACAGACACAACCUCUUGGAAACUUCUCCUGAUAACUCAAGAGUAGAGACCUCCCAUGCCUACGUCAACACGUUGACCCGAGGUGACCUUUCAACCCUGAGAUGGGUGGCCUCACCUAUGACCUACAUGACCCCUGAGCAGCUCCCUUCAGAUGUUUCCAUGUGCAGUGUCUACUAUGCAUCCCUCAACUUCAGAGAUAUCAUGCUGGCUACAGGGAAGCUGCCACCGGAUGCGCUACCUGCUGAACUUGCCCAGAAGGAGUGCAUUCUAGGUCUAGAGUUCUCUGGUCGCCUUGGCAACGGGAGACGAGUGAUGGGACUGGUACAGAGCGAUGGUCUAGCUACUUCCGUAGCGGCAGAGAAUCAUCUUUUCUUUGACAUCCCUGAUGCAUGGACCCUGGAAGAGGCAGCAACUGUCCCUGUGGUCUACUGCACCGCCUACUAUGCACUGGUCGUCCGAGGGCAACUGAGGAAAGGAGAGACCGUGUUGAUUCACUCCGGUUCUGGUGGGGUGGGGCAAGCUGCCAUCGGUAUUGCCCUCAGCUAUGGCUGCAGGGUCUUCACAACAUGUGGUACCAAGGAAAAGAGAGACUUCUUGAAGCUUCGCUUCCCGCAGCUGUCUGAUGACUGCUUUGCUAACUCCCGUGAUCUGACCUUUGAACCUCACAUCAUGAAAGAGACCAAUGGAAAAGGUGUUGAUGUUGUGCUGAAUUCACUUGCCGCAGAGAAGUUAGAAGCGAGUCUGAGGUUACUGGCCAUGCAUGGACGGUUCCUGGAGAUUGGAAAGUAUGAUCUUUCACAGAAUACUGGACUGGGCAUGGCCUUGUUCUUGAAGAACACCUCCUUCCAUGGCGUGCACUUGGACCGGCUAAUGGACGCCGGCAACCCGGAUUGGCCGACCGUCGCUCACCUCAUGAAGGAUGGCAUUGCAUCGGGAGUAGUGCGCCCUCUCCAGGCCACCACAUUCCAACGAGAUGACGUGGAAACAGCAUUCCGUUUCAUGGCUCAAGGAAAGCAUAUUGGAAAGGUUCUAAUACAGGUCAGACCAGAGGAGCAGGAGAAGAUGGUGGCGCCCUUGCCUCAAAAGUUCUCCGCUGUGGCCAAAAACAACUGCCACCCUUGCCGAGUAUAUAUCAUCACUGGUGGUUUGGGAGGCUUUGGUCUUGAGCUUGCCCAGUGGCUGGUAGACAGAGGAGCCAAGAACCUUGUAUUGACAUCCCGUUCUGGGGUAAGGACUGGUUACCAGGCCCAUCGUGUUGCCUGCUGGGAGGAACAAGGCAUCAGGGUUCUUGUUUCCAAGAGGGAUGUCAGCCGACAGGAGGAGGCGGAACUUCUCAUCCGGGAAAGCCAACAGAUGGGAGUUAUUGGUGGCAUAUUCAACUUGGCAAUGGUACUGAGGGAUGGUCUCUUUGAGAACCAGACACCAGAAACCUUCCAACAAUGCUGCAACCCAAAGGUCAAAGGCACAGUGAACCUUGACCUUGUGACCCGACAGCUGUGCGGCCAGGAGCUGGAGUGGUUCGUCAUGUUCUCAUCGGUCAGCUGUGGACGUGGCAAUGCUGGACAGAGCAACUAUGGCUUUGCUAACUCCUCAAUGGAGAGGGUGUGUGAAAGGAGAAGGGAAGAUGGACUUCCAGGUUUAGCAAUUCAAUGGGGAGUUAUUGGUGAUGUCGGCGUUGUUGUCGAUACCAUGGGUGGCAAUGAAACUGUGAUCGGUGGAUGUGUGUCUCAACGAAUGCCAUCUUGUCUAGCGACCCUUGACGGCUUCCUGUCACAGUCAAGCCCUGUGGUUUCCUCGAUCGUGCCUGCGGAGCGUGUGGAUGCAACCAGCAGUCAAGGUUCCAGUGUGAGCCUCGUUGACUCUGUAGCACACAUCUUGGGUCUGAGUGACCCUGGAAGCGUUAGCCAAGAUGCUUCCCUAUCUGACCUUGGUCUGGAUUCCUUGAUGGGGGUGGAAGUCAAACAGACCCUGGAGAGGGACUACAGCAUCCAGAUGGGAAUGAAAGAACUGCGCCAACUCACCAUGCGCAAGUUGGCUGACCUUUCCUCUGGCGGCAACUCAUCCACUCCCGGAGUGGACGCCGUAGAUGCUCCAGCUGCAGCAAACGAUGCCGAUGAAGGCAAGCAGUUUGCCAAAGUCUUCAGCAACUCUCCAUCGAUGCUUUCCGCCUCUGACAAGGACACUGUCAUCAAGAUGAACGACAUCUCCAAUGAGAAUCUCUUUCCAGUGUUUCUCCUGCAUCCUAUUGAGGGCUCGCUCUCCAUAUACAUUGAGUUUGCCAAGCAGAUACCUCUGCCCUGCUACGGGGUGCAGUUCACACCUGCCGUUCUCAACAAAUCCAUUCCAGAAAUGGCAGCAUACUAUGUGGAACAGAUCAGGAAGGUCCAAAGACACGGUCCAUAUCGCUUUGUUGGUUUGUCCUACGGUGCAUGCUUGGCUCUUGAGAUGGCCUUCAUUCUAGAAGCUUCUGGUGAAGAGGUCAAUCCCUUGAUCUCUCUUGAUGGGGCACCUGCUUACCUGUCAUGCCACACUGACUUCUUCCACAAGAAGUUCUCAGGAGAGAAGACAAAAGAUGGGAAGGAACUUGGAAAGGAUGCCAGCAAAGAUGUCGGCAGCCUUCUGACUUUUGCUAUGCAACAUACGCAAGCCAAAUGGCAAGAGCUGAAAGAACAGCUUAUGGACUUGAAAAGAUCUGACGCCCAGUAUGAUCUGGUGAAGUCAAAGAUCACGGAGGCCCAGCCCGAUCUGAGCCAAGAGGACAUUGUGUUCUCCAUGGAGGGGUUUGUUCAGAGGACCAAGUCAUGCCUCGGCUACAACCCCAAGGGGAAACAUCAAGGAGACAUCAUCUUUGUGAAGGCAUCGCAUGGGUCAGAGAUCAUGUCUGCAUAUGGAUUGAGUGAGGAUUAUGAACUAGGCAAGUACUGUACUGGGAAGCUUCACAUCAGUGUAGCAGAGGGAGAACAUGGCAGCAUUCUUCAGGGACCUGGACUUGCCACCAUUAUACCUACAGUCAAGCAAGCCCUUGGCAUUCUGGAAUAAAGAGCCCAAAGCUAUCCAAUCCUGGCCAAACAAUCCUUGCCAGCAGCAUGUUUACAUUCAUGUUUUAUUUGAUAUGUUACCAUGGUUAGCUUGAUGAAUUGAAAAGGUAAUUAUUUUUUAUAAUCAUUCCAUGCUUCGAGCUAGGUAUGGAGUUUUUCCAACAUCUCAUGAUAUAUGAAGGACUAUUUAUAUAUUGAUAUUAUUCUUAUAUGUUUGGAUUUGAUAUUAUUUGCACACAAUUCUUUUUUGCUUGAAAUCUUCUUAUUCCAAGUCCUGAUGAAAUAUAUGUUUAUAUUUAGUAUUCAUAUGUAAAUUUGAUGUGUGCCAUUUAGUUUGAGCAAGAAGUGUAAUGAUUCUUUGAGAAUCAUAAAAAAACUUUUCACUUUUCACAUUUUUUCUCAUUUCAUAGUAAAAUAGCCUAUAGUUGUUAUAAGUACCUGUAUGUGCAAGAAUUUAUGGUUCAUUAUCUAAAUGUUAUUCAGUUGUUUUAAACAAGAACAAAAAAGUAAACAUUUAACUUUGAUAAAAUCAACCUGCAAUUAUGUCAUAAUGACAGAAAUUAUCCUUCUAGUUUAUAAAUUUCAAGUUAUUACUGAAUAUUUGUAUUUUGUAUUCUUAAGUGGAUACAUUUAAUGCCUGAUAAAAGCCAAGGUUAAUCAAAUCAUUUCAUCCUUUCUUCUGAAAUUAAGUGUAAACACAUUCCAAAAAAUAUAACUCACCUGAUAUUAAGGGAAUUAUAAUUGGUUUUUUAUUAAACAGAAAGUUGUAAGUAAGGAAUUAUUUGUCCUACUAUUAAUAUUCUAUAUUAUCAAAAUUUUAAUGUUUACUUACUCUCAUAUAUCUGAAAUUACAUCGCAUAUCUAUUGUACAGGGUGAUUUGUAUUUUUUAUAUUUAUAUCAUACUAUACCUGAUAUAUUGAAAAAUCAAAUUUAUUAUGUCACAAACUCAAAAUGGUAGACCUAUUUAUUAUACAAUGUAGCAAUAUUUUGAUAUUUUUGCCCUGUAUAUAAAGGUCCAGUCAUAUUGUGCUUUGCAAGCCGUGUGGGUGGUGUUGCAACUCAAAUUUCAAUAAUUUGAUUUGGUUACCCAAUGUCACAUUAAAACUAACAUCAAUUAAUGUAUUUUGUGUCACAGGUAGAAAUUUUUUUUAUUGAAAUUUCAAAAUCAUUUCAAAUUGUUAUUGCUGAUCAUGUGAAGAUAUAUAAAAUUGAUAAAUGGGAGAAUAUGUAGAUGUUGAUUUUUUUAACAUAGAAUUGUGAACAUUUAUGAUUUAUACUUUGUUUUGUUUAUUUUAAAUUUACUGGUAUUUUCUACUUAUGUCUCAAAUAACUUAUGACAUGCUAUUGAAAUAUGAGAUGUUUUUUUCCUUUCAUUUUUUUUCAGUGCUUAAAAGCAUUUGUUUGUUGGUUCUUACAUUUUUAUGUUAGUUUUACUUCAGGCAUUUAUUGUGAGACAGUAUUAUUGUAAGAUAAUUUACUACCUAAGACUUAUGGAUCACUUCACUCUUUUGAUACAAGCUGCCAGUGUGUAGAGUUUGGGCGAGUGUUUGGAUGAUAUCAACUUCUUGGUUGGCAUUAAAAAUGUCCAGGAAAAAAGUUCCACAGAAUUAAUAUUCACCCAUAAUUCAGUCAAAGGAACCCAUAAGUUUUCAUGUAUAUUAAUUCCAGUGCAUCAUAUUUACAUAAAAAUUAACUUCUAGGGACCCUUGUUUUUCCACAUUUUAAGAAGUUCCAGGGACACGUACUUUCAUGCCGAGCCCCAUAUAAUUGACUUGCCAGUGGCACAUACCUACCACCCUCCCCCCUCCCACAGGGAUAAUACAGAUGAAUUAAGUAGCUAAACUGUGUGAAUGGAGUAAGUAGUAGUAUUAGUAGAUGAUGUUGUAGUAGUAGAACAGUAAAAAGAGCAAACUGACUUUUUUGCCUUUUGAGAAACUUGAUUGUGAUAUGAAGGAAACUGAUUAAUAAUGAAGUUCCUGAUUACAAAAAAUAUCUCACUUCCAAAGCAACAUAUUAACAAUUAUGUUACAUUCCUUUUAAAUGACAGGUUUGCCUUCUUAUUUUCAUGUUCAAGGUACCUGUAAGUUUGUGUGUGUAAAUCAUUGUUAGUAUGUUUAAAUUUACUUAGAUAUGAAGUAGUUAAGCGCAAAACAAAUAUUAUGUCUGUAAACCUAGGUUACGGUCACAAUGGAGUAAAUGCAGUUGGUAUAAAUUAAUGUUUCAAUCUAUGUGUGUGAAAAUAUGAAUUCAAAAUACUGAGAUCAUAGUUGAAAGUAGGUUUAGAAUUCCCUCGCUCUUUCUCAUGCUUUUCUAAUUUAUUUUGGUCAAGAACAUGCUGUCAUAAUGUCUAUAAAAUUUGUAUCUAAUUUUCACUGCUCUUUUGUACUUGCUUGAUCAAUUGGUAUGAAAAGACAUUUCAUUGUGUCAAUUUGUAAGUACAAGAUAUUACAGUAAAGAUAUUACAACUUUCAAUAGACUGAAGGUGUUAAUGGUCACAUCUUUUGUACUGCAUAAAUUUAUUCAUCAGUUUUUAACAAGCUAAGCUAUAGUCAUUUGAAGGGGGUAAGAGUGAUUCUAUUACAGGUUGAAUUGUCCAUUACAGUCAUUUAUCAUUGUUUUUUUUUGUUUAAACUGAUAAAUACUUUGUGGUAAUACAUGUAUGUAUUUAGUUAUGUUCUAUAAAGAUGAAGUCAUAUUCAAAAUUGAUAGAUGUGUUCAGUUACCAAUAUAUGUGACAGAAUAUUUCUGUUUUUAUUUCAUUUUUAUUUCAGAAAUGGCUACCUUGUUGAAAAUGAUUAGCAGUGCAAAGAAAAAGUUUUGUAGUUGUUUGAUAUUGGAAUGGUUAUGAUGAUUUAGAAUUGAUUGUCUUUUCAUAGUCAUGGAAUUCCUUAAUUUGAAUCUCAUUCCAGAUUUAUGUUCUAUUGGUUAUAUAUUAGUUACAGUUCUACCAAAUAACAUUCAUUCUUAAUGGAAAAGAAUCAGAAUAGAAAUAAAAGCCCUCUGUGGCAACGAUGGAAAAAACAAACAAACAUAA
Messenger RNA from Lytechinus pictus (painted urchin), 11055 nucleotides. Its product is annotated as fatty acid synthase-like. The transcript has 28 exons. Gene Ontology annotation, molecular function: phosphopantetheine binding; oxidoreductase activity; fatty acid synthase activity. Gene Ontology annotation, cellular component: cytoplasm. The record is from RefSeq and is a predicted model, not a curated record. NCBI's taxonomy places the organism in Eukaryota, Metazoa, Echinodermata, Echinoidea, Temnopleuroida, Toxopneustidae. Gene Ontology annotation, biological process: fatty acid biosynthetic process. Bases 393 to 8021 code for a protein of 2542 amino acids.